This is a messenger RNA of Balearica regulorum gibbericeps (East African grey crowned-crane), 996 nucleotides long. The record is from RefSeq and is a predicted model, not a curated record. NCBI's taxonomy places the organism in Eukaryota, Metazoa, Chordata, Aves, Gruiformes, Gruidae.
GAUGGAGUAGGUGCUAAAAUAGCUGAGAAGAUAGAUGAGUUCUUAUCCACUGGAAAACUACGCAAAUUGGAAAAGAUUCGACAAGAUGAUACAAGUGCAUCUAUCAAUCUCCUAACACGAGUUACUGGCAUUGGUCCUGCGGCUGCUAGGAAGUUUGUCGAGGAAGGAAUUAAGACUUUAGAAGAUCUAAGAAAAAAUGAGCACAAGCUGACCCAUCACCAGCGAAUUGGGUUGAAAUAUUUUGAAGAUUUUGAGAAAAGAAUCCCAAGGGAAGAAAUGCUGCAAAUGCAGGAAAUUGUGCUGGAAGAGGUAAAGAAGCUGGACCCAAACUAUAUUGCUACGGUUUGUGGCAGUUUUAGACGAGGCGCAGAGUCAAGCGGUGAUAUGGAUGUUCUCCUAACCCAUCCGAGUUUCACAUCUGAAUCAUCCAAACAGCCAAAACUUCUACGUCAAGUUGUAGAACAACUGGAAAAAGUCCACUUUGUCACAGAUAUGCUCUCUAAAGGCGACACCAAAUUCAUGGGUGUCUGUCAGCUGCCAAAUAGAGAAGAUGGAACAGCCUAUCCACAUAGGAGAAUUGAUAUCCGGCUUAUCCCCAAAGAUCAGUAUUACUGUGGUGUACUGUAUUUCACAGGAAGUGAUAUAUUCAAUAAGAACAUGAGAGCUCACGCUCUGGAAAUGGGCUUCACGAUCAAUGAGUAUACAAUCCGUCCCUUGGGUGUCACUGGAGUUGCUGGGGAGGCCCUACCAGUAGAAUGUGAAAAAGACAUCUUUGACUAUAUCCAGUGGAAAUACCGAGAGCCAAAGGAUCGGAGCGAAUAACUGCUUGUCUAGGUUUGUAACCUAGAGAGAUGUUUUCAUAGCUUCCUAUAAACAUACAAAGUGCAUAUUCUUUCUAUGGAUGUUACUGGAAAACAUGUACAUUACUGAUGUUUAAAGUAAGUCCAUGGCACUAGCACAAUGUGUAGUGAAGGUUAAAUCCCGUAAGAUCUCAUU